Messenger RNA from Echinococcus granulosus, 576 nucleotides. RefSeq lists its product as hypothetical. The transcript is spliced from 6 exons. NCBI's taxonomy places the organism in Eukaryota, Metazoa, Platyhelminthes, Cestoda, Cyclophyllidea, Taeniidae. The record is from RefSeq and is a predicted model, not a curated record. Bases 1 to 576 code for a protein of 191 amino acids.
AUGCAAACAUGUGGUUUGCAAGGACGUGGUUUAUUGGAGCAAAUUUUAAGACAAAGUGCAUUAUAUCUACAGAUAAGUAAAACCUGCGAUUUCCCGAACCCAGUCAAUCAGGUCAAUUGGAAUUCUCAGUUUAUGCCAUCUCUUGAGGCAAUAAAAACACUCACUUGCGAGGAGUUAAAAACACCCGCAUCUCACCAGUUACAACAAGUCAUUCUCCAAAGCUUUAAAUCAACUAGAUGGCUGACUUCUGAGCAACCUCCUCAAUUAACUUUUCAAUUAAUGACUAGUCAGCAGAACGACAGAUACAGUGAUUGUCCUAAUAUAGAAUUGUGGUCUUUCGGCUUUGAUUCGUUACAUGAUGUUGUUUCACUUCAUCUCAUGAAAUGCGUCUUCAGUACUUCGCACUCCAAUACUUCAGUUCGAGUACGAAUUGAGAGUAAAUGCAAGGACUUCUUCAGUGGACAUAACAAAGCAGGAAUUUGUCGAGGUGGCGAGUUUGUUGGCCUGCGGAAUCUGUUAAUUAUUCGACGUUUACAAAUUUACUUUUCAGGCCACGAAGAUUACAAAGGUGGUUAA